CGAGAGAGGGCGGCAUGGCCUGAGGUCGCUGCUAGCACGGGAAGUGCUUCUUCCGCCCCCAGGGAGAUGUGGGAGGGGGACGGGGUAAUCCUGAGGCCACAGCAGGCUGCAGUACGCAUUCGCCGAACCGGAGAGACCCUUUUACGCCCCUUGGCCACCUGGCUCAAGCAGGCCCUAGCAGCCUCUCCCCAGUGUCUUGGAACAGGCCCCAUCUAAUUAGAAUUGCGGUUUGUUGCUGAGCAAAAGCUCAUCCGCUUCUGAGAAAGUGGGGUCAGAGUAGACCUGCUGCUGAGAGAAUCCAGGCUCUGCUGCUGCCCAGCUUGGAGGGCCCUCUGGGGAGAACCCUUCCCGGCCUCUGUUUACUGAUCUCUGCAAUGGGUGCAUUAGGGAGUAGUCCUCACUAGGGCACCCCAGACAGGGUCGUGUGUGUGUGGGAGUCUUAGUGGCUAUGGUGUCGGCAGUUUUCUGGGGUUGUGUUGAGGUUCUGAGGUUGGGUUGGGGAUACUCUGUGACCUUGUCCUCAGAGAAGAGACCCCCAAGAGAUACCCAGGGCAACUCUGCUGGAGUCUGGACUGGGCAGGGGUUGCACAGGGUAUCUGACUCUCACUCCUUGUUGCUGUCCUUGACUGUAUGGGCAGGAACUAGCAGGGCUGGUUUGGGCUCUGGCUCUAGGUACUGAGCCCUCAUGCCCUGCUGGGAUGCAGGUGGGGGUGGGUGGCAGGCUGCCCUCCUGCCAGGCUGGGCCAAGGCCGCAGCAGUGCCCAGUGGCCAACCCAGACUGUUUAGUGUUUAUAAAAGUGUUCCUGCACCGGGCCAUUCUGGACACAGCCAGACUUUGUCCCUAUCUGGCCCAAACUGCCCCAUUCCUCUGUGGGGGUGGGAGUGGGGCUGGCAGAGGGAGCAGCUCUGGCUCAGCUGAUGGGAACUGCAUCGCUAAGAGAAAUCUGGCUUACAUAUUGACUGCAGUGAUCAGGGCACAGUCGCUGGAACCACACACAGCCCUGUCACUCACCAGCUUAGCCAGCUUAGCCUCUUGCACCUCAGUUUCUCUGUUUAUAAAGUGGAACUGAUAUGAGUGCCCACCCCAUGGGAUGUGAGAGGAUUAAAUGAGCACAGUAUCUGUCCUAGAAUCAGUGCUCCUGACAGUGCCUAUUGUGUUUAUUCCCAUGACGAUGGUCUUGAUAUCUAGUUUCCUUUGCCAUAGACUGGGGAUGAUAAAGCGUCCUGGGUUGUGGAUUCUUUUUGAUGCUCUAGAAGAUUCUCCCUGAUGCUUCAGGAGCUCCUGGGCCCAGUGGCCAGCUGGGCUGGCAUGACCUUCUCUUUGCCCAGGCCUCUGGGAUGGUCAGAGGUGGAACAAGAGUUGGGACCCUGGCUGCCUGACCCCAGAGCUCAUUGCCUGGCACUUGGAGAGGUGCUGCUCCCAGAGGAGCCGGUCCCGAGUGCCCCGCACUCUAGGGCUUGGCAUCACUGGCUCAUGGACUGGGCCAGAUGGCCCGAAGCCUCAGGGGCUGAGCAUGUGGGAGGGAAGCUUGGGGCACUCAGAGGCUCCCAAGCUCACCUCCCUCCUCCCCGCAGUGGAAUCUUUUUUGUUUUGAAAAUUUUCUCUGUUCAGGCUUGCUGCUGGUUGCCCCAGGAGCCUGUCCUCCCUCCAUCCAGGUGACAUCACCCCUUUCCUCUGGCUCAUGUGAGUUAGAAGGAGGGCUGUGCCCUGCCCUCUGGUGGGGCCUGACCUUUUGAGGAAAGUCCAGCCAGUGAGUUUCUGGUGACGUGGUUGAGCUGAUGGCAGGGGUGAGGCAGAAGGGUGCAACAGGGGGCCUGUUGGCGGAGCAUACCUGACCAGGAGCAUUGGCUCAGGGCCCAGCCUGGGAGGUACUUGGAAGCCAGUUAUACCCCAGAAUGCACAUUUUCUGGGGCCUGAGCUGUCCAGGGGUAGGGGACUCCUCCUGCCUGGGUGACCCCUGGUGGGGUGGUUCUUGCACCCAGCUUACAAGCUGGGCGGUCUGGGCAGGAGGGCAUUAGCUGGUAUUCACGGGGAGCUGCUCUAUGUCCAGGCAGUGGCUGUGCUGGAGCAGAGGAGGGGGUUCUGCUCACAGUUGCAGGGUGGGGAACAGAGGUCCCACUUUACACAUCAUGUGUAGGAUGAGGUGGCAGGGGUAUGGGGUGAUCUGGGACCUCAGUGGGCCCUAUCAACCCCUAACCUGCCUGGAUAGGGAUAUUUGGGGGUUCUCUAGGAUUGGCAGAGGCUCUUAGAACCCUUACCCUCUGCGGAAUGGAGAAAGCCCCCAUCACUGAAAGCCCAAGAUUUAGAUAUUUUCCCUGGGAAGGUACAGGUGACAGAGUGAGGUGAGAUGAGCUGCAGGGCCUCGUUGCCCCUGGUCUGGGUGGGCUUCCAGUCUGUACCUGCCUGGGCUGUUAGCUGUCUUGAGUGGCACUGGUCCUGGGUAUAAGCUCUCAGGGUGUCCAGAGUAUAGGAGCCAGAGAGGGCAGCUCCAGUCCAAGGGCUGGGCUGGGCCUGGGGCUGCCUUCCAUUCUACUCUUCCUGCCCCAUCCAGACCUUAGCCCUUCCUGCAAUGAAGUGGGGCCAUUGUUGGGCCUAGUGUCACCAGCCUUCUGGCUGGGCCUGGGAGAGAGGGCACUCUGGGCCAGGAUUGCAGUCACAGGGAGUCACUGGUCACUUUUGGUUGCAAUGACUAGAGCCACAGCUCUCCUCAGAUAGUGUGCCUCUAUCACCCCCUGACACUUGCGCUCACUGGAUGCUUUUGUCCCUGCUUUUCCCUGACCAUGCACAACACACCUGACCCCUGGAGGACUCCCUGCCCUGGUUCUAGGGUGGUUGGCCUGAGACCCACUCCUUCUUGGUGGUACUCCCUGCACCUGCCCUGUGGCUCUCCAAGUGGGCUCCAGGACCUAGGUUGGGUGCUCCCUGAGGCAGGGCCUGGAGAGUUCAUGUCUCUGCACAGGCUUUGGGGACUGUCAGGGAAGGAGUGUGGUCUGGUAUGAGUGGGGCACAGCAGGGCUGGGGCUCAGGGCUGUUCAAUAUCUAUUGAUAGAGUUUACUGAGCUGGGGGCUCCCACCAGACAGUAAGCCCAGGGGGCUGGGAGAGUGUCACAUUCCCAGUCUCAUCACUGCCUAGCCCGGCACCAUCUGCCCAGUGGGAAUGACAAGUGCUGAUGAGCGGACAGUGGCUUGGUAGAGCCUCUUCCUGUCUUGGUCCUGCCAUUUAUGCCUCUCCUUCGUUGCGUGUGUCCAGAAUGAGUCAGCUGAGGCUGCUGCCGUCCCGUCUUGGGGCACAGGCUGCGAGGCUCCUGGCUGCACAUGACAUCCCGGUAUUUGGCUGGCGCAGCAGGUCCUCCAGGCCACCGGCCACCUUCCCAAGCAGCAAAGGUGGAGGCGGCUCCAGUUACAUGGAGGAGAUGUACUUCGCCUGGUUGGAAAACCCCCGGAGUGUCCACAAGUCCUGGGACAGCUUCUUCCGAAAAGCCAGCGAGGAAGCCUUUUCUGGCUCUGCUCAGCCACGGCCCCCUUCUGUUGUCCAUGAGAGCAGGUCUGCAGUCUCAAGUCGGACGAAGACCAGCAAAUUGGUGGAGGACCACCUGGCUGUGCAGUCCCUGAUCCGGGCCUACCAGAUCCGCGGUCACCAUGUGGCCCAACUGGACCCCCUGGGCAUUCUGGAUGCAGACCUGGACUCCUUUGUGCCCUCAGACUUGAUCACAACCAUUGAUAAACUGGCCUUCUAUGACCUGCAGGAGGCUGACCUUGAUAAGGAGUUCCAGCUGCCAACAACCACCUUCAUUGGGGGCUCUGAAAACACCCUCUCUCUGCGGGAGAUCAUUCGGCGCCUGGAGAACACCUACUGCCAGCACAUUGGCCUGGAGUUCAUGUUCAUCAACGAUGUGGAGCAGUGCCAGUGGAUCCGGCAGAAGUUUGAGACCCCUGGUGUGAUGCAGUUCUCCAGCGAGGAGAAGCGGACACUGCUGGCCCGGCUGGUGCGCUCCAUGAGGUUUGAAGACUUCCUGGCCCGGAAAUGGUCCUCAGAGAAGCGGUUUGGCCUGGAGGGCUGUGAAGUGAUGAUUCCUGCCCUCAAGACCAUCAUCGACAAAUCCAGCGAGAUGGGGAUCGAGAAUGUCAUCUUGGGGAUGCCACACAGGGGAAGGCUGAAUGUGCUGGCCAACGUGAUCCGCAAGGACCUGGAGCAGAUCUUCUGCCAGUUUGACCCCAAGCUGGAGGCGGCGGAUGAGGGCUCCGGGGACGUCAAGUACCACCUGGGCAUGUACCAUGAGAGGAUCAACCGCGUCACCAACCGGAACAUCACUCUGUCGCUGGUUGCCAACCCCUCCCACCUGGAGGCAGUGGACCCUGUGGUGCAGGGGAAGACAAAGGCAGAGCAGUUCUACCGUGGAGACGCCCAGGGCAAGAAGGUCAUGUCCAUCCUGGUUCAUGGGGACGCCGCCUUUGCUGGCCAGGGCGUGGUAUAUGAGACCUUCCACCUGAGUGACCUGCCCUCCUACACCACCAACGGUACCGUGCACGUCGUCGUCAACAACCAGAUUGGAUUCACCACAGACCCCCGAAUGGCCCGCUCCUCACCAUACCCGACUGACGUGGCCCGGGUGGUAAAUGCGCCCAUCUUCCACGUGAACGCCGAUGACCCAGAGGCUGUGAUAUACGUGUGCAGUGUGGCAGCCGAAUGGAGAAACACUUUCAACAAAGACGUUGUCGUGGACCUGGUCUGUUACCGCCGGCGCGGCCACAAUGAGAUGGACGAGCCCAUGUUCACCCAGCCACUCAUGUACAAGCAGAUCCACAGACAGGUGCCUGUGCUGAAGAAGUACGCAGACAAGCUGAUUGCCGAGGGCACAGUCACCCUGCAGGAGUUUGAGGAAGAAAUUGCCAAAUACGACCGGAUCUGUGAGGAGGCUUAUGGCAGGUCGAAGGAUAAAAAGAUCCUGCAUAUAAAGCACUGGUUGGACUCCCCCUGGCCUGGCUUCUUCAACGUAGAUGGGGAGCCCAAGAGCAUGACGUGCCCAGCCACGGGGAUCCCUGAGGACAUGCUCACCCAUAUCGGCAGCGUGGCCAGCUCUGUGCCCCUGGAGGACUUUAAGAUCCACACCGGCCUCUCUCGCAUUCUGCGGGGCCGUGCGGACAUGAUCAAGAACCGGACGGUGGACUGGGCGUUGGCAGAGUACAUGGCCUUUGGCUCCCUGCUGAAGGAGGGCAUCCACGUGCGGCUCAGCGGGCAGGAUGUGGAGAGGGGCACGUUCAGUCACCGGCACCACGUUCUCCAUGACCAGGAGGUUGACCGCAGGACGUGUGUGCCUAUGAAUCAUCUCUGGCCUGACCAGGCCCCGUACACCGUGUGCAACAGCUCCCUCUCGGAGUACGGAGUCCUGGGCUUUGAGCUGGGCUAUGCCAUGGCCAGCCCCAAUGCCCUAGUCCUCUGGGAGGCCCAGUUUGGGGACUUCCACAACACGGCCCAGUGCAUCAUCGACCAGUUCAUCAGCACCGGCCAGGCCAAGUGGGUGCGGCAUAAUGGCAUUGUGCUGCUGCUGCCCCAUGGCAUGGAAGGCAUGGGCCCAGAGCAUUCAUCAGCGAGGCCCGAGAGGUUCCUGCAGAUGAGCAAUGACGACUCGGAUGCCUACCCUGCAUUCACCAAGGACUUCGAGGUGAGCCAGCUCUAUGACUGCAACUGGAUUGUGGUCAACUGCUCCACACCGGCCAACUACUUCCACGUGCUGCGCCGGCAGAUCCUGCUGCCCUUCCGCAAGCCGCUGAUUAUCUUCACACCUAAAUCUCUGCUGAGGCACCCAGAGGCCAAGUCCAGCUUUGACCAAAUGGUAUCCGGGACCAGCUUCCAGCGGGUGAUUCCUGAAGAUGGGGCCGCAGCACGGGCCCCUGAGCAGGUGCGGCGGCUCAUCUUCUGCACGGGAAAGGUGUAUUAUGACCUGGUGAAGGAGCGGAGCAGCCAGGGCCUGGAGGAGAAAGUGGCCAUCACGCGCCUGGAGCAGAUCUCUCCAUUCCCCUUCGACCUGAUCAAGCAGGAGGCAGAGAAGUACCCAGGUGCAGAGCUGGCCUGGUGUCAGGAGGAGCACAAGAACAUGGGCUACUAUGACUACAUCAGCCCACGCUUCAUGACCAUCCUGAGGCGCGCGCGGCCCAUAUGGUAUGUUGGCCGGGACCCAGCGGCUGCACCAGCCACAGGAAACAGGAACACUCACCUAGUGUCACUGAAGAAGUUUCUGGAUACUGCCUUCAAUCUCCAGGCCUUUGAGGGCAAGACGUUUUAGAGCUGGGCAAGACCUGUGUAGGUCUCGCUGUGGGUCGGCUGGGGACCAAGGGGGUGAUGAAAAGGGGAGGGGCAGAGCUCCUGCCCAGGAGAGGGGCUGCGGGGCCCCAGGAUAAAACAGACUCACACAAUGACAGGGCCAAAGAGCCCCAGCACUGCUAGCCUUGGUGUCAUGCCAGAAUCUACCAGGACUGAGGGAGCCAGAGGAGUCCUAUAGGCAGGCUACUGUGCUGGAGCAUCCCCCAGCUGCUCCCAUCUUGCUGGAAUUUCUUGGGCGGCUUUUCCACCUGUGUCUCAAGACAGACACCCAGGGGCCUGUGUCUGUGGCCGCUCCCAUCCUGGCAGCCCUGGCUGCCGCUCGCCCCACCCUCGCUCAUCUGUAGAUUCAAAGCGAUGUUCUCUUCUGUGCUCUUAGAAGUAGGUAGUUCAGCAGUAACAGCCAGGUGAAGCGAACCUGCUGGGUGAUGUGUUUGCGCUCUGUUUUAUGGGGCAUUCCUGCGAGAUGUGUCAGCUUCUGUGUGAAAUGCAGCCACAGCUCAUGUGUACCAAAGUAGAAAACCAAAUCACAGAGAAAUAAAAACAUGCUUCAGAGAGA
This is a messenger RNA of Pongo pygmaeus (Bornean orangutan), 6879 nucleotides long. RefSeq names its product oxoglutarate dehydrogenase L (gene OGDHL). NCBI's taxonomy places the organism in Eukaryota, Metazoa, Chordata, Mammalia, Primates, Hominidae. The transcript has 22 exons. Gene Ontology annotation, biological process: tricarboxylic acid cycle. The coding region runs from base 3172 to 6285 and encodes 1037 amino acids. Gene Ontology annotation, cellular component: oxoglutarate dehydrogenase complex; mitochondrion. The record is from RefSeq and is a predicted model, not a curated record. Gene Ontology annotation, molecular function: thiamine pyrophosphate binding; oxoglutarate dehydrogenase (succinyl-transferring) activity.